This is a messenger RNA of Neocloeon triangulifer, 1526 nucleotides long. RefSeq names its product annexin B9-like. The transcript is spliced from 7 exons. The coding region runs from base 185 to 1165 and encodes 326 amino acids. The record is from RefSeq and is a predicted model, not a curated record. NCBI's taxonomy places the organism in Eukaryota, Metazoa, Arthropoda, Insecta, Ephemeroptera, Baetidae. Gene Ontology annotation, molecular function: calcium-dependent phospholipid binding; calcium ion binding. Gene Ontology annotation, cellular component: cytoplasm.
CGAGGGAACCGCCUUAACACGUCACUGGUGCUCAGUCAGACGACACAAAAACGCCGCUGUUGUUUUGCUUGCUGUCAAAAUAAGUGAGAAAACCUUAAGAGAGAACUGGUGUUAGACAUUGAACCGAGGCAGUCGAGUUAAUUCACUUCAACAGGAACUAGCACAGUUUGAAAGACCUGCAAAAAUGGCCUAUCCAGGAUACCCACCGCAGUUCACUCCAACCGUUCGUCCGAAAGAGCCGUACGGCCCAGACGAUGUGGAGGCUGACGCUACUGCCCUGCGCAGUGCCAUGAAGGGUUUCGGCACAGACGAGGAAGCAAUCAUUGCUAUUUUGGCGAAUCGCUCCAAUUAUCAGCGCCAGUUGAUUGCAAAGAAGUUUACUUCCCUUUAUGGAAAAGAUUUGGUGGACGAUUUGAAGAGUGAAUUGGGCGGAAAGCUGGAGGACGUGAUUGUGGCUUGCAUGACCCCUCUUGAUAAGUAUUUUGCAAAAGAGCUGCACCAUGCCAUAUCUGGAUUGGGCACUAACGAAGACACUUUGAUCGAGGUUUUGUGCUCCCUCAAUAACGCUUGGAUUCACGCCAUUAAGAGCGCGUACGAGGAAUUGUAUGAAAAGACGCUGGAGUCGGACAUUGAGAGCGACGCGUCUGGUUGCUUUGGGCGCCUGCUCAUUUCUCUUUGUCAGGGGAUGAGGGAUGAAGAUCUUGAGGAGGACCCUGACCGCGUGGCAGAGGAUGUGCAGGCUCUUUAUGAAGCUGGUCAAAACCAGAUUGGUACUGACGAGUCCACCUUCAAUGCUAUUCUGUGCACUCGCAGCUUGACCCACCUGAGGGAGGUUUUCAAUCAGUACCAACAAACGCACGGGGUGCCCUUUGAGGACGUCAUCAAAGCUGAGUUCACCGGAUCCAUUGAAACCGGACUUUUGGCUAUUGUCAAGAUCAUGUCCAAUUGCACAACCUACUUUGCCGAGCGCCUCCACGACAGCAUGUCAGGAGCGGGCACAGAGGACAGAGAUCUGAUCAGGGUCAUCGUCUCAAGGUCAGAGUGUGACCUGGGAGACAUCAAAGUUGCUUUUGAAGAGAUGUAUGAAAAGAGUCUUGAGAGUUACAUUCAGGAUGACUGCGCUGGAGAGUACAAGUGCAUGCUAAUCGCUUUGGUUACAGCUUGAAGCAUCAGUUCUGAAGCAGUAUUGUAACAACUUCCAUCCAAAAAAUAUUCCUUGCAUUUAAAAAUAAAUUUUAUCAUAGCAGCUUAAAAUGCGAACAAGCAAAUUUUAUUAUUGACUGUGACUUAUACUGAUUGUGAGUGAUAAAUUGCACAAAAAUGUGUAUUUUAUGAAAAAAUAGAGUCUCAUGGCUCAUGGCCUUUUAAAAUCUCACGCAGUAAACUGUGCUUUAUUUAUUUUGCCUAAAAGGUUUUCAAUCGCUGCUAUUUACGGAGAAUUAUAAUAUUAUUAUACUGAGAUAAUGUAAUUUGUAUCACAAUAUAUGUGUGAAUAAAUAAAAUUGGACUAGAAUUGAUUUAUAUCU